Messenger RNA from Neltuma alba, 4455 nucleotides. Its product is annotated as putative disease resistance protein At4g11170. NCBI's taxonomy places the organism in Eukaryota, Viridiplantae, Streptophyta, Magnoliopsida, Fabales, Fabaceae. Gene Ontology annotation, biological process: signal transduction; defense response. Gene Ontology annotation, molecular function: ATP hydrolysis activity; ADP binding. Bases 1 to 4455 code for a protein of 1484 amino acids. The transcript has 9 exons. The record is from RefSeq and is a predicted model, not a curated record.
AUGGAUCUAGUGAAUGAGCCUCUGAGCCACGAGCAAGGCAAUGGAUAUAACGUGUUCUUGAGUUUUAGCAGACGCAAAGAGACUGAAGAAUCUUUCCCUUCUCGUCUCUAUUCAUCUCUAUGUAAAGCUGGAACUUCUGCUUUUAAAGAUGAGAUAUCAAGUAAACUAUUGCGAAGUAUUCGAGGUCGUAGAAUUUUCAUCAUCUUCUUCUCUAAAGACUAUGCUAGUUCCAGCAUGUGCCUCGAGGAACUUACAAAAAUCAUGAAGUUUCGUAUGCCAUAUGAUCAUAUAAUUCUUCCCAUAUUCUGUGAAGUGGAUCAGUUUGAAGUUUGUAACCAAAAAUCUGGUUUUGGAGAAGCAUUUCAAGGUCUCAUACAAAAAUUUUCACCCACUGAAAAUGAAGUGUCAAGGUGGAGGAGAGCUCUCAAUGAAGCUGGAGGCAGAAAUGAUUGGUUUCAUGUGGCUAAUGAUCUCUACUCUGUUGAUGUGGAGUUCCUUAUUCAGGAUAUUACCCAGCAUGUUUGUGAUUUAUGGGAUGAUAUCUACGACAAGUUACUUGACGUGCAGUUCCCUGUUGGAGUGGAUUCUCGUGCUCAGGAUGUGAUUACAAUGCUUCAUAACAAUAAAUCAAAACAUGUUGUCUUCAUAGGCAUAUGGGGAAUGACGGGUAUAGGCAAAACAACUAUUGCCAAAGCCAUCUUUAACCACAUUCAGUGCGCAUUUGAGAGUACAUGUUUUCUUCCAAAUGUCAGGGAACAAUUAGAGAGGAAAGUCGACCUUGUUUCAGUAAUAUGUGAAGCAACAGAUAUGAGAAUAAAUAGCAUUGAAUCAAGAAGCCUUGACUUGAAUGAAAGACAUUGCCAUAAGAAGGUACUUCUUGUGCUUGACGAUGUGGAUGAUCUAGAGCAACUGAAUACUUUAUGUGGAAGUCGUGAACAAUUUGGUGAAGGGAGUAUAAUAAUCAUUACAACUAGCGAUUUACAUCUACUUAAUGCCUUUCAAGUGGAUGAUAUAUAUUGCAUGAAACUUUUGAGCAACCAAGAGUCUCUUCAACUUCUCAGUUGGCGCGCAUUUCAACAAGCAUACCCUAAAGAAGAAUUCAUCGAUGCUUGCAAAGAAGUGGUUGCUUAUGCUGAGGGACUGCCACUGGCUCUUAUUACAGACAUUUACUCUAUUUUGGAUGAGGAGAAACUGGAUGAAUGGGAAUCCACAUUGUGGAAUAUGAACAGAGCUCUCCAUCCCGAUAUGUACAACAAACUAAGGCUUAGCUUUGACUGUUUAAAUGCUAAAGAGAAAGAAAUAUUUCUAAAUAUAGUUUUACUAUAUAUUGGAGGGGACAUAGAUGAUGUGAUCCAAAAGCUGGAUGCCCAUGGAAGCAAUGCUCGCAUUGGGAUAGGAGUCCUAGAGGAUCGAGGACUUUUAACCAUUGAUAAUAACAACAAACUUAGAGUGCAUAAUCUAUUGCAACUCAUGGGAAGGCAAAUAAUCCAUGAAACUUCACGAAACGAGCUUGAAAAUCGAGCUUAUAGGUAUGAGGUGUUCUUGAGUUUUAGAGGUGACACUCGGAAAAAUUUUACUUCACAUCUCUACACUGCUCUAUAUAAUGCUGGCAUUACUGUUUUCAAAGAUGAUGUUGAGCUUCCAAGAGGAAACUAUAUCAAAAAGGAAGUAUUGCAAGCAAUUGGAAGUUCAAAAAUUGCAAUCAUCAUCUUCUCUAGUGAAUAUGCUGGAUCUAAAUGGUGUUUAGAGGAAUUGUCAAUGAUCAUGGAGCUUCAUAGAACAAUUAAGAAGGUAGUUCUACCUUUAUUUUACCAUGUGGAUCCAUCAGAAAUUCGUCAUCAAAAUUUCAAUUUUGGCAAAGCAUUUGAAGAUCUUAUACAAAAAAGUUCACUAUCAAAAUAUCAAGUUUUGGAUUGGAAGAAAGCCCUUACUAAUGCUGGUAGCCUUGCUGGGACCGUUGUACUUAGUUCCAGGGAUGAGAGUGAAUAUGUUAAAGAUGUCGUUAGGCAAGUUUGUGAUAUAUUGGAUAAGAAACACUUGUUUGUCGCUGAGCACCCAGUAGGAGUGGAUAAUCGCGUGGAAAAAGUAAUCACAAUGCUCCAAAACCAUCUAUUUAAAGAUGUUGUCAUGAUAGGGAUAUGGGGAAUGGGGGGCUCAGGCAAAACAACUAUUGCCAAAGCCAUUUAUAAUAAAAUUGGUCAUACUUUUGAGAGUAGAAGUUACCUUUCAAAUAUCAGAGAAGUUUGGGGUCAAGAAGAGGGAAAAGUGUGCUUACAGAACCAACUUCUUUCAGAGAUAUGCAAGACAACACAAAUGAAGAUAAAUAACAUUGAAUAUGGAAAAGUCACACUGAGAUAUAGACUUUGCCAUAAAAAGGCACUGGUUGUACUUGAUGAUGUGGAUGAGUUAGAUCAGCUGAAUGCCCUAGUUGGAAGUUGUGACUCGUUUGCUCAAGGAAGUAGAAUAAUCAUUACAACAAGAAAUAAACGUCUACUCCGUAAAAUGGGUUGUCUUGUUUACUCGAUGGAAAAUUUGGAUGAUAAAGAAUCUAUUGAGCUUUUUAGUUGGCAUGCAUUCAAACAAAAAAGUCCUAAAGAAGAUUUUAUUGAACUUUCAAAAAAAAUAGUUGCAUACUCUGGGAGACUUCCAUUAGCUCUUGAAGUCCUUGGAUCUUAUUUAUUUAAUAGCGAUGACGCGGAGGAAUGGAAUGAAGUAUUGGAAAAACUUGUAGAAAUUCCCAAUGACAAGAUACAAAAGAAACUAAAAAUAAGCUUUGAUGAUUUAGAUGGUUUGGAGAAAAAAAUAUUCCUUGAUAUAUGUUGCUUCUUUAUUGGAAUGGAUAGAAAUGAAGUGACAAAAAUAUUAAAUGGCUGCAAAUUCUUUGCUGAAAUUGGAAUCAAAACCCUUGUGGAGCGAAGCCUUGUAACCAUUGAUGAGAAGAACAAGCUUGGUAUGCAUGAUUUGCUGCGUGACAUGGGAAGAGAAAUAAUUCGUGAACAAUCUCAAGAUGAGCUUGGAAAGAGAAGUAGGCUAUGGUUUCAUGAGGAUGCACUAGCUGUGUUAUUAAAACACAAGGGAACAAAAGCUAUUGAAGGACUGUCUUUGAUGUCAAAAGUUGGAACAAUGCAUUCGUUUCAGACAAAAGCAUUUGAGAAGAUGAAGAGACUCAGAUUACUUCGUCUUGAUAAUGUACAACUUAGAGGAGAUUACGAAUACAUCAGUAAAGAUCUCAAAUGGCUUUGCUGGCAUCAUUUGCCCAUGAAAUACAUUCCUAGCAACCUUUAUCAAGAGGAUUUAGUUGUUAUUGACUUACAGCACAGCAGUCUCAGACAAGUGUGGAAGGAAUCUCAGUUAUUGGAGAGUUUGAAAAUCCUCAAUCUCAGCCACUCUCCUCACUUGGUGCAAACGCCUGAUUUUUUGAAACUACCAAAUCUUGAAGAGUUAAUCCUCAAAGAUUGUCCAAGUUUGGACACUAUACAUCAUUCCAUUGGGCUCCAUCAUAAGCUUCUUCUGCUAAAUUUGGAGAAUUGUAUUGGCCUUCGAAGUCUUCCAAGAAACAUUUAUAGAUUAAAAUGCUUAAAAACUCUCAUUCUUUCUGGUUGUAAGAAUAUUGAAAAGCUUGAGGAGGACAUAGAACAAAUGGAAUCUUUGACAAUUCUAGUUGCUCCUACAUUAAAACAAGUGCCCUAUUCUUUGGUGAGAUUGAGAAGCAUUUUAUAUCUAUCUGUUUGUGGUCAUGAAGGAUUAUCAAAUCAUGUGAUUCCUUCUCUCUACCGGUCCUGGAUGUCCCCAACAAAUAAUCCACUACCUCUUAUUCCAUCACGUGCGGGCAUGCCAUCAUCAAUUUUGUGGGAUAUGCUAUACAGUAUCCAUAGUCCUUCAACAAUCCCAAGUACUGUACCAAAGCAACAAAGUCUUUUGUUAGAAGAUGGAUUGGAGAUUUCUGAUUCGUUGUGUGCCACAAAUUGUAUGGACAUCUCGAUACUUAAGAAUUGCUUGGAACAUCUUUUAAUUAACAUUGGAAAGAAUCCUCAAGUCUUUUGUACACUGUCAAAGAAGAUUUCACAGAAUCUUACAAAGUAUGGUGAUGACUGUAUUCUUCCUGGUGAUAAUUACCCCUAUUGGCUAACAUUCAAAGAUGAAGGAACUUUUGUUAAAUUUAAGGCAACUGCUUUGCUCUACACAGAAGACGAACUGAAAUCCUUGAAAGAAGAAAAGAUGAAAGAAAUAAUAUCAAAUCUGGAACCUGAUGACCAAGUGGAAGUGAAAGCAGUUUUUGGGAAUGGAUUCACUGUGAAGAAAACAGCGGUAUACUUGAUGUACUGUGAAUCAAUUGAUAAACAGAUGGAGCCUUCAACAUCUGAAGCUGUAAAUUUAACUGGCACCAAACACAAUUGUGAGGAGGAGUACGAGGCAUGUGAAUCUACCAGACCUAGAAAGGCAAUGAAGAUUUGA